Messenger RNA from Papilio xuthus (Asian swallowtail), 2056 nucleotides. RefSeq lists its product as uncharacterized. Bases 353 to 1588 code for a protein of 411 amino acids. The record is from RefSeq and is a predicted model, not a curated record. The transcript has 9 exons. NCBI's taxonomy places the organism in Eukaryota, Metazoa, Arthropoda, Insecta, Lepidoptera, Papilionidae.
GUCAGCCGAUAGUUGUGCGAGCGUGCCCGCCGCGCUCGGUCACUCUUUCUCGGGAGUUGCUCCACGCAGCAACUCACGCGUAGCAUCACGCGCUUCCUCUCGCGGCAUUUCACGCGGCACCUCGCGCGCGUUCUACGUCUCUGGCCUGGUCUGGUCUCUGGCCGCAGACUUGUGUAGCACUGUGCUUACGCUAUAAGCCUUUUAUCCCUUUUACAAUAACUAAAUAUGUGUCCUAGCUUCGAGUAAAGUCAGCGAUGGAGAGGAAAAGGGCAUUUUAGUAAAGAGAUAAAGGGAGCGGUGCGCUAGCUUAGCUCGCUUCUGACUCUCGCCUUCCGACGCUUUCAAUAAGACGAUGCUGCGUCGCAAGAUGCGCCGCCUGAGCGCGGAGUCCGCUGACCCCUCGGCCUAUGACCUCGCCAGGAGCCGGCGCGCCUCGCUCAGCGCGGAGCAGCGCCGGCGCCUCAGCUUGCUGCGGGCGGCCAGCGCGCCGCUCCCGCCCGACCCGGCGCCGGUGAGCCACCUUUACCAUUCGCUCCCCUGCCCGCGACUCUGCUGCAGCCAGAAGUACGUGGUGAGCACGGACCGCAGUGGCGACAUCCACGUGCAUGUGCAGGGCGACUUGAGCCAACAGGACAAGAGAUGCGUUUUCCUCACAGUCCAUGAUUUGGGCACGAAUCACACGUCGCUGGUGGACUUCGUAAACUGCUCCGCGAUGGCCGAGAUUAAGGAACGCUCCUGCUUCAUCCACGUGGACGUGCCGGGCCACGAAGAGAACUCGCCCGACCUGCCCGAGUCGUACCCGUUCCCGUCUCUCCAGACGCUUGGCGAGGACCUGGUUACGGUGCUGGACUUUCUGCGGGUACGAUACGCAGUGGGGCUGGGCGAGGGCGCAGGCGCCAACGUGCUGGCGCGUUGCGGCCUGGCGCACCCGGCGCGCCUGUUGGGGCUCGUGCUCGUCAAUUGCACCGCAUCCACCUCCUCGGUGGCCGACGCGUUCCGCAGCCGCUUUUCGCGCUGGCGCGGCGCCGACAUAUCGCACUCGGAGGAGGACUUCCUAAUCUACCACAAGUUCGGACACGUGAGUUCUCUGCAAGAACCCCUUCACUAUCGCUACCAGCAAAUCCCAGGGGAGGGGGAGCGCGAGCGCACGCUGGCCGAGUACCGGUCGCGUCUGCGCGGCAAUCUCAACCCGCACAACCUCAAACAGUACGUGCGCGCCUUCAUCAACCGCAAGGACCUGGUGUUGCGCGGCUGCCGGCCUGACCUGCUGCUGGUGACAGGAACGCGCAGCCCUUACGCCGCCGUCGUCGAGAAGAUGUACCGCGACCUCGACAAGGAAAAAGUCACCAUCCUCAAGGUGGACAACGCGGGCGACGUGCUCGCCGAAGCCCCGGCGAAGGUGGCAGUGUCGCUGCUGCUGUUCUGCCAGGGCCAGGGCCUGCUGACCUCGCUGCCCCCGCCCGGCGUGCAGCGCCGCAUGUCGCGCAACAUCUCUAUGGAGGAGUACGACACGCCGAACAUCCGCCGGCUGUCACUGACGCCCGCCGCGCCUCCCGCGUCCUCCGCGUCCACCCACACAGCGCCGUAGCCGCUGGGCCCUGCCGCUCCUCGGACUACUAUUCGGUUUCACCUUUAUCAUACAAUAUCUUAUCAUGUCUCACCUUGGUGUCAUUUUCUGUCCCUUGCUGUGUUUUCCAAUAAAUCUGUCAAACCAACCAUGAUAAGGGCGCCACUCUCACCGGCCCCGAGUUUGGCGGAACUGUACAGUGCGGAUAGGAUAUUGUUUUAUUUUGGUAAGGGAUGCCUUUAAACUAAUUUAAGGGACAGUUUCACUUUGCACUGGAAGAAAGAAUGAAUGUUUGUGCCAGCGCCUGGCCCGGAGCCAGUUAAUUACACUCUUGUACUCAUAAAUAUAUUGCAUACGGCCUUCGUCGUCGCGUCACACAAAAGUGUAUGUCUGGAAAGCCAAAGUACAAAUGUAUAUAGUAAGUACAUUAUAUUUUGUACAUCUUAUUUUUUUGUAAAUUAUGUAAAAGUAAAGAAGCUUGUUGUCGUU